AUGGCGGCGGAGGUGAACGGCGAUGGCGGCGCUCCGGUGACGGAUUGGCAGGGAGAAGGGGCUGGUGAGCUUCGUGGGAGCAAGGCGGAGCUAGCUAGGAGGUCGUGGGGAUCAGGGAGGGUCUGGAGCUGCGGGUCCACCGUGGGCAGGGACUCGUCGGAGUUGGAGGAAGAUGGCGGCGGUGUGUGUACGUCGGCGAAGAAGCCCGGCCAGGAUAUUUAUAGCACAGAAUUGAGAAGGAUAAGUAGAAGAAGAGGUCCAGAAGAUGAUCUCGACCGAGGGGAGCAAAACUGGCGGCGGGCAGGGCAAUCUGCGGCGGCCGGUGGUCAUGGCGUGAUGGGGAGUUCUGAGGGCGGCGUGGCGCGGGGUGAAGGGGCCAGCAGAGGCGGUGGACCGGUGGCGGGGAUCUUGUGCUUGAUGCGUGGAGCGGUGAGGCAGCUCGGGGAGAAGAUUCAGUGGUGGUUGGGCUCGCCGGAGUUGCAAAACAGAGGCGGCGAGCUGACGGCGCCAAGUGGAGGAGGCGAAAAGCGCCAGCGAGGGGUGAAGUGGGGCCAGGGAGAGUCAGGAAGGCUUGGCGGCACGCCAAACGGCGGCGCGGGCGGCCGGUGGGUGAGGAAAAUAGCGGCGGCGAGCGGCGGCGCUGUUCCGGCCAAGCGGGUGGUAGAAGAAAGGUUCCAGGGACUAAUGUGGAAAAUGUGA
Messenger RNA from Panicum virgatum (switchgrass), 699 nucleotides. RefSeq names its product spidroin-1-like. The coding region runs from base 1 to 699 and encodes 232 amino acids. The record is from RefSeq and is a predicted model, not a curated record. Lineage: Eukaryota; Viridiplantae; Streptophyta; Magnoliopsida; Poales; Poaceae. The transcript has a single exon.